Molecule: messenger RNA, 978 nt
Organism: Ostreococcus tauri
Lineage: Eukaryota; Viridiplantae; Chlorophyta; Mamiellophyceae; Mamiellales; Bathycoccaceae
Product: unnamed product
Exons: 1
Coding region: 1-978 (325 amino acids)
Source: RefSeq, a predicted model, not a curated record
AUGGGGGGGAUACGAGGGAAGAGCGCGAGAAAACGCGCGCGCAUGGCGAAGAAUUCAAAGACGUUUGAUAGGCAGUCGGGAACGUUUCACGAGGAAAGGGUGCCGAUGCCGACGAAGAAGGUGAGCGAAGAGGCGAUGCUGAGCGCGCCGAAGUCGUUUAAGAGAUUUCUCAUGGCGAAAGCGGCGGCGGAGAAGCGCAUGCGGCGACGAGAUCGACCGGAAAGCGAGGAGGAUGAGGACGAGCCGGCGGCGGCGCGCGCGAAAGGAGAGCACGACGACGAGCCCGGGACGACGUCGUCCGAAGAGAACGAGGAUGCGGAGAAAGAGAAGUCAACCGCCAUCGCCGUCAAACCGUUAGUUCGGGCGAAACCUGAUAAGGGGGACGACAGACUCAAGGCCAUGGAUGAGGCGGCUGCGGCGGCUGCCGCCGAAGCUGAGGCGUCGAGGAAAAAGAAGAAGAAGCACCUAUCGCUCAGAGAGCGUAAAAAGAGGGAGCGGGCGAUGUUAAGGGCACAAAAAGAGGAAGAGGAUGAGUUCCUCGGGAGGACCGGAACGUCCGUUCGAUUCGGUGACGUUGCGGAAGCGCCGCCCACCAUCACGCUCAAGCGCAAGAGUGGAGGCAAGGGCGAAAAGGCUGUUCCCAUCGAACAGAGCGGUCAUAAAAUAGUCGAGAUAGCGGAGAAUCAGAGCGGUGGAAAGUCUAAUAGACAAUCGAAAAUAUUCGCUGAUCUCAUGGCGUCGGCACAGGAAGCAACGGUGAAGAAUAAGAAACAAAACGACACCGGCGAAGUCGGCCUGAGAAGAAAGCACGAGCUUGCGCAACUUCGGGCUCAAGUUAUCGCGGAUUAUCGCUCGAUGAAGGGCCGGCCGAUGCACAACGGGCGCAGCGAGAAGCUUGCCAGUAACCCGGUCAAGCUCUUCGGGGGCAUGGGAACAGCCAUAGUGUCACCAGCGCAACUUAGGAGAGAUAGAAAGUGA